UUUUACUCUGCAACAUGGAAGUAAUGUAGUAUUCUAAAUGUAAUCGUAAAGAUGCGAAAUAACGUAGUCAUUUCCAUUACUGGACGUGCAUCCAUUCGGAUUAUCAUCAGACCGCUAUCAGCAUGGGCUGCAGUCAUAGCAGUGAUGGUGUUUGAAUGUGGGAAUACAGUAAAAUGCGAAAAAGCAACGUUAAUGAAAAAUACAUGCAAAAUGUGGAAAGAAUACAAAGUGGUAACAUCAGACGGACGCAUACAAUGUUAUCAAUGGGACUUCAUGCUUGAGGAAUGUCUUCUUGAUCCAGAAUUUAAUGCUACCGCAGGCCACUAUCUAUCCAAUAAGUCAUUGCGAUUGAAUAUUAACAAACCAGGUGGAACGGCCAAUCCUGAAUCACAAGACAGUGUUACGUUUGGUCCAGUGGACAGUGGACAUGGUUUAGAUCCAGGAAACGAAAUGAUAAUAUGUUUGACGAUUGCUCCUAUCGCGAUAGCAGGGCUUGUUGCUAUUGUCAUGAUCGCCAAGAUGAAGAAGAGCAAACGGUCUUUCACAAAUGCUCAAGACAGAGACAAGGCGUCUCGUCAGAGUUUAAUUGAAGGAAGUGGAAACGCUGUUUGGGUUUCAAUGUGCGAUGAAUCGAAUAAAGAUGUCAUUCACCAGUCAAGUAAAGUCUCACCACCACCAUUGCAAAAUAAAUCAGAUUCAGCUCUUUUGAUUUGA
Owenia fusiformis is the source of this 714-nucleotide messenger RNA. The record is from the annotation of a GenBank genome assembly. NCBI's taxonomy places the organism in Eukaryota, Metazoa, Annelida, Polychaeta, Sabellida, Oweniidae.